Messenger RNA from Frankliniella occidentalis (western flower thrips), 16106 nucleotides. Its product is annotated as muscle-specific protein 300 kDa. Gene Ontology annotation, cellular component: meiotic nuclear membrane microtubule tethering complex; cytoplasm; nuclear outer membrane. Gene Ontology annotation, molecular function: actin filament binding. Gene Ontology annotation, biological process: nuclear migration. The record is from RefSeq and is a predicted model, not a curated record. Lineage: Eukaryota; Metazoa; Arthropoda; Insecta; Thysanoptera; Thripidae.
GAAAAGGUCAUACGCGAUACGGCUCAUUUAGCUGCAGCUGUUGCCCAGUCGGAGAGAGAACUCGAGAAGCUGCCCGCACAUAGCCUUGUUGCAAUGCACGAUGAACUGGAGCGAAUAUUGGCCGACCUCAUGGCAAAAGACGCCGUAGCCGCUCGCAUUCAAGACAACUUGGACUGCCUACCUCAAGACGAAGAGACUCAGGCCCUCUCCUACGGGUUAUCUGAGGUUCGCGCACAUUUGGCGGAACUUGUUACACAUGUGUUGCAAGGACGAGCUGCAGUACAGAACGCCGAACACGGUGGAUUAUCUAAGGAGCAGUCUCUUGUUCAAUACCAGAAACUUCUCUCUGAACUUGAAAAGUGGCUGGCUUCGGCAGGUCAGCUUGUCAGUGCCAAUGUUCAAGACAUUCCAGUUCCGCAGCUUCAGGAGCAGCUCGUUGCCCACAAGCGGUUGGCAGCUGAGCUGCGCCAGCACGAGUCUCGGCUACAGCAACUAUCUUCCAUGUGCGGGGCACUUCAAAGACAACCCGGAGCAGAGCAUCUAGCGCCGAACCUGAUGUCACAGCUUACAACUCUUCAAGACGCUUUCCAGGAACUGAGUGACGUUGUCCCGGCUCGCGUCGCAGCGCUCCAGGCAACAUUACUUGUCCUAUCACCGGCAAGCACAAUAUCCUCUGGAGCGUCACCGAUUCACAGUGAAGAAAUACUAGGACGGGGUAUAAAUACUGCAUCGCAGACUGGAGAUAGUCUUCGGGAAUCUAAAAGUAAAGCAGCACAGACUGAUACUUCUCAAAGAAGUCACAUUCAAGUUCUAAAAAAAGUAGAUGGAAAUCAGGAUGUGAUAGAAUUUGUAACAAUGCCAAAUAUCUCAACGUCUAGUACAUUUAUGCAGAGCUCUACACUUGGAAGUGCUGGAAAGAGUGAUGAUUUACUGGUUGAAGUUAAAUACAAAGACAGAAAUCCGUCGGAAGGUGUCUUAGAAAAUUUACAUUCUGAACUUAAUAUCCUUCACACCGAACCACAUUCUUUUGAAACUGUCUUAGUUGAUCCAGGGGAAACUACAACUGAAGUUAUUGUUGAUGCUGCAGGAAAUAAGAGAGUAAUAGUUCGGCAGCUACGAAGGACACUGGUCACUCAACAGCAGUACGUUUCAUCACAGUGUCAGCAACUACAAACUGUUGUAACAAAAGAUGGGCAAGUGAUUCCUGAAAGUGAAGAGACUGCUUUUAGUCAAAUUGUUCUCCAGGGUCAGCAAACCGCAAUUGCUCGUCAUCAAAACGACGGGACAACUGUUCUUACUAGGAGCCAGGAUUACGCCGGGCGAGUAGCGUCUGGUAUUCACGGCGGUGAAGUUACAGUUUCGGACUUCAGCGGCCAUCCACCAAGCAGCACAGUCACUUUGCAUGGAGCUCCAAACACUGAUGAACUUGAACUUAUGAGGCUACAGGCUCUAGGUCCAGAUGGAAGAUUCGUUCCACCUGUUGAUGCACAAAUUGUUUUGCCUUCAGAGCUAAAAUUAGACGAGCAAGAACUCUUAACAUCAACUUCUAGCGUUCGAGCUACGGUCCAGCAAGUGACACGGCGCGUUGUGCGCCAAAGAAGAAAAGUCAUUCGCAAAAUUGUCAUUAUAGAUGGCAAGGAGCACGUCACUGAGGAAGUGGUUGACGAGCCAGAUGAAGUGGAGGAGAGUGGAGACGCUAUCCCUCGCGUCAGUAUUGAAAUAAGCCGAGGCGGUAACCUUAAAACUGCACCAGAAAGUCAGUCAUUUGUGGAUUUGACGCAAAGCCAACCCACACCUGAACGCCAGAGAUCGAUAGCAGGUCCGAGUAAUCAAUCAACUGACACUUUAUCUUCAAUUGGAUCUUUAGGCUCGAAUGGAAAAUUGGUUUCCGAUUCAAAAAAUGGUGGUAGCCCCAAAGGCAAAAGCCCUUCAGUUUUUGCCCGAUUUGCCAAAAGGACCAAAAAGGCUCUUAAAAAAGUUAUUGGUUCUGAUGGUCAAGAGUAUGUUGUUACUCCUGAUGAUGAAAUUCAGGAUGGCUCUGCGGAGUUCUAUGUUAGUACUGAAGAGCUCCCUCCAUCACCCGGUGCCUCACCAAUCAUUAGAAGAACGAAGAAACUUCAUAAAAAAGCAAAAGGUCCUGAUGGCAAGGAAUACGACGAGGAGAUUGAAGUAAUGGAGGACGGCACCGAUACGGUGAGAACUAUAAGGCGAGUUGUGAGGAAAAUAAAGAUUGUUGAUGGGAAAGAGCAGGUUGUUGAAGAAUUGCUCGAGGUACCAGAUGGGGCUGAAAACAGGUUACAACUUGAUGUUCCAAGUGAAUCGAGUGAUUCACAACCUACUCCAGAAAAGGGGCGACAAAGUCCUACAAAAGAGGCCAAGUCAAAAGAAAGGUGGUCUAUAAAAGAAACAUUAUUUGGCACACCGAAACUAAAAAGGCAAAAAUCAGAGGCAGCCGAAUCAAAACAAAAAGGAGUCAAACCUGAUUCACCUGGUUCGUCACCCACCGCUGCAAAAAAUGCAUAUAAGAAGGAGCAGUCACAAAACUUGACAGAUGGCGUAGUAUCACCAGAGAGCCUAGUCUACACUCCAGAUACAGGUGGUCAAGCAGUCUUAGAGGAAACGUGCGUAGCUGUAAAGGCCUCAUCCCGGUCCCCAUCACCUGAAAAAGAAAACAAAGUUAGCGUGAAAGAUUACUGUGAAGAUUUUAUCAAAAACGAGUGUGUCAAACAUGAAGGUUACCCAGAAAAAAUACUUCCACUUCUCUCCCCAGUUAAACCAGUUGCUCCACCAAGAAAAAAUGUGUCUGAUAAUUCCAGAUCACGAACGCCAACUCCCGCACCACGAACAUCUGUGUCCCCGCAAAGAGAACUUGCGCAGCCACAACCAGUCGAGGAAGAACUUAUGACAGAGACCAUCACUAGUCGAAAACCGUUUGGAGGUGUUAUGAUGGGUGUGAAAGUUCCUGAAGAUGCUAUUCAGCGUUUAAGAAAGACAAAGAAACAUGAUGACAGCGAUAGCAGCUCGAAAGGAAGGGCAACUCCUACAGCACCAGAAAGAAGCAAACAUGAAAUUAAAACUACCAUCACAGGUCCAGGUGGAACAGAAGAAAAGCGAGAAAUCGUUGAAGAAACAGAAACUCUCCCCACUAUAAUAAGUGACACCCUGGGAGAUCACAAUGGAGCGGUCUCAAGUUGGCAAGUGACAACAACAAAAACUGUUAUACCUACCAUAGUCACAAGAGAGGUAAAGAAAACUAGAAAGGUUGUUAAAAAAACAGUUGUUAUUGACGGCAAAGAACAUGUAACCGAUGAACUUUUGAUGGAACCAGAGGAAAGUAUCUUAGAGUCAGUUAUUACUGGAGAGCCAACGACUACAAUUAUUGAAGAAAGGCAGACACGAAGUGAUGAAAAGGGAGAAGAUGAAGCGGACGGCAAUGCACUGCCAGAGUACUACAUUUCAAGAGACGCCAUGAAAAACAGGCCUGAUGAGAAGGUAGAGCAAAUAACAGUGGUGAAAAAGUCUCUAACUGAUGAUGGCGCAGAACAUACAGUUGUUAUACAAAUAAAUGAAACUGAGGAGUCAACUGAGACGACUCAAAUACUGACCAUCAAGACAGUGACAAAAGUGGUAUAUGUUAUCAUCUACCCCGAUGGCCAGGAGCAUGUCACAGAGACUGACUUUGAGGUUCUUCCAGGGGAAACUACACCUAAACGCUACAAACUUCUGCGGAAAGUAGUCCGCACUGUGCAAGUGAAAAACGGAAGCAAGACCGUGACUGAAGAAAAAGAAUUAAAAGAACUUCCGGAGAGCUGGGAUGAUGUGAUGUCUGCCAUAAAUGAUAUUGCUAGGAAAGCCCCCAAACUUCAGAAAAAUGAAACCACGUCUGCACCUUCUCCACCAGAUCGCAAAAAGAAGAAACAAGAACAUUCAUCACCAGAGACUGACACAAAGAGGUCCAAAGAAAGUCAGACUGCCCUUCCAUCAAAGUACGACAACAUUAUCAAAGUAAAAGUAAUAAAAACAAUCCAAGGUGCGGAUGGGAAAGAGCGGGUGUCCAUUGAAAAAUACAUUGAGCCCCUACCUAGUGAAUUAAUUAACCCACUUAAACCAAGAGUUAUAAGAAGGACAAUAAACAUACUCAUAAAAGCUGAUGGUACAGAGGAGGUCUCUCAAGAAGAUAUUGAAGAUGUUUCACCAAAAAAGCCGAGUAUGCUGUCUAAAUUGGUAAAGGACACAAAAGACAUAAUGAGAAAAGUCGUGUCUAGUGAUGAAUCUGAACCCCAGUCUGUUCAAAUCGUGUCACCACCAAGUCCUAUGGCAGAGUUUUACGACCCAUUAGGAGAAAUUACGACACACCCUGGAGAACACGUGAAGACAAUCAAACUCAUUAGAACUGUAAUAACAUCUGAUGGCCUGUUGCAAACAACUGAAGAAGAUAUGGAAGAAGAAGGGUUAAGUGAUGUUAAGUCUAAAAAGAAAACGUCAAAAAGUCGUGACAUAGUCAAAGUAGUGUACCAUCUGACGUAUCCCAGUGGUGACGAAAUUAUUACAGAAACAGACACAGAGGAGGUAAAGCAAGGAAAAUUCAAAAUAGUCAGAAGAGUUUUUAGAACAUACAAAACUGACGCAGGCUUACGAAAACUCGUUCCAAAAGAAGAGAAGGAGGAAAAGAGCAAAAUAGUCAAAACAAUGGAUGAAAUUGUUGAUGAAUUGACAAGCAGCACAGUCGAAUCGCUCACGCCUGCUAAAACAAGUAAAGAGUCUAAGUCUGAAAGCCUUUUGGUAUCAAGAAAAGACGAAAAUGAACAAUUUGAAGCGGACAACAUAAUAAUAACCAAGACAAUCAGGAAAAUCGUAGCCUUGGACGGCACUCACACGACAACGGAGAGCAUUGAAAAGCAAAGUCUCCCAAAAGAGCAGAUAGAUCCUGAGCACCCAAUUAUAAUUCGGAAGACUAUCUAUAUUGUAGUAAGCCCAGACGGCCAUGAACAUGUAACUCAGGAGUACGUCGAGGAAGAAGCAGACAUCGACUUAAAUUGUCCAAUUACUCAGCUAGUGCGAAAGAUGCGCACCCACUUCCCAGAUGUGUACAUUUCAGAAAGUGACAUAAAGAGCCACGAAAAAGAGUGGCUGCAAACAAUAAUAGUAAUUCGAACGGUCCAGAAAAGUGACGGGAAAGAACAAACGACAGAGGGUGAAGUAUCGGAACCAACAACUGUAAUGCCAAAGGACGCUAGAGUAAAGGUUACAAAACUGAUAUACGCCCUUGUGCCAAUAGACGGAACUGAAAAAGUUGUAGAAAUCGAUCUUGAAGAAAUGGCACCAGGAAAGUACAGAAUAAUACGUCGAACUGUGCGAACAGUUGUUCUUUUACAGGGAAAGAAAGUAGUACAAGAUCAAUACGUAGAGGAUGUGCAAGCUUCUGAUGCAUCUUCACUCGAUGAUAUCAAAACUGCACUCUUGGAGACAUUUGCAGAGCGAGAGCCAGCCCAACAAUUGGAUGCAAGUUUCGGAGAAACUCAGGUUCCAUCACAAUCAACAACGAAGUUCAUCCAGGUCGAGAAGGCGUUCUGGGACGAGAGGCCCGACCCCAAGAUCAGCGUGGCCGUCGCCGUGGCCGCGUCUCCCGAGCCCGAGAAGGACAAGAAGCCCAAGGACAAGAAGGAGAAGGCCAAGGAGAAGACGCCCGAGCCGCAGACCCCGGACACCAAGAACAAGAAGGAGAAGAAGCCCAAGGACAAGGCCCCCGUCGAGGAGGUCAAGUCCAAGGCGCCCAAGGCCGAGGCGUCGCCCAAGGCCGGCAGCCUGGAGAGGCAGACGAGCCCCGUGGGCGAGAACAUCAUCAAGGUGAAGAUCGUGAGGAAGGUGAUUCACGCCGACGGCAAGGAGACGGUGACCGAGGAGAAGCGGGAGGAGCCCAUGCCCGCCGCGCUGGUGGACCCGGCCAAGCCGCGCGUCAUCAAGCGCACCAUUUACAUCGUGGUGCGGCCCGACGGCCUGGAAGAGGUGACCCAGGAGGACGUCGACGACCACCCCGAGGGCGGCAAGGGCUCCAUCUUCUCGCGCCUCAGGAAAAUCAUCCGCAAGGUGAUCGGACCUGACGGCAAGGAGCACAUCACCGAGGAGGACGUGCACUUCCCCGAGCUGUACGUGUCCCAGGACCAGCUCAAGAAGCGCCCGGAGGAGUGGGUGCGCCGCGUCAAGCUACGUCUUCUGACUUGCCAUCUCCGUCUCCUCAAACUAAAGUAGUCAUGAGGAAAGUUAGAGUUAUUACCAAACGAGUUGAGUCCGACGGCGCUGUGAAAGAAACCUUUGAAGACAGAGAGGAACCAGAGGUUCUAACAUUAGAAGAAUACUCCCAAGAACAAUUUAGGCGUGCUCGCAAAAUUAUUACAAUUUUAAUUCACCGGGACGGUGGGGAAGAUGUAACUGAGGAAUUUGUAGAUGAAAGCGCUGACGGCGAUGGUAAACCGUCUGCAUUUGGCCGCCUGAUUAAGAAAACUAAGAAGAUUCUGACGAAAGCUUUGAGCAGCGAAGGAGAACCUAAUCGACACCCUGAUAUUACUUCGACUCAUGUUGUGGUCCCACACCAAUUAAAGAGCAUUCGGCGUGUUGUGAAACGCGUUAUUAACACCAAUGGUGAAGAGCACGAGGUUGAGGAAGUGUUUGAUGAGCCGUUAGAAGGAAGUGACGAAGAGAAACGUUUAGUACUCUCGCACCUUGUGAGCACGAAACCCCAUCACAAGGUUACUGGCGAUGACGGAACUAAUCUGAAUGUGCAUGAUGUUGAACAUUUGGGCUCUGCCGUUUCUUACGUAAUUAUCGAAGAAACUGUUCCGUCUGUUACAACAGGACGAGUGUUCAAAACACGGAAGGUAAUUAAAAAAGUCACUUCUCCUAAUGGAAAGGAAUCUGUCGAGGAGGAAAAUGAUGAGCCAUUGGAUGUUACUGAUGAAGCAAAAUCACUGUUGUGGGUGAGAAAAACAACUUACAUUAAUAUUGACCCUGACGGCCGGCAACACGUCACAGAAGAAGUUGAAGAACCUGCAAUCGGGGAAGAGUCCAGCGAAGUAAUAGCUACAACUGUAACAACCACUCGAAAAACUAUCCAGAAAGUUGUUAGUCCGGAUGGAAAGGAACAUAUUUAUGAGAAGACAGUAGAGGUUCCCGAGGUAGGAACUGUUUCUGCAACUCUUUUAACUCCGCUGAACGUAAGUAGCCUGCGGAACCUCAAAGGUGCCAGCACGUCUCCUGAGGUCAUGUCUGAGCCGUCUCUUGAUUUCAUUUCACGUGAGAGGCAACAUCACGACGAGUCUCAACAAAAGCCAAGUAGUGCAGACACUCAAACAACUUUUGUUAGACGUUUAGUAAAAACAAUUCGCAAAGUCAUUGGUCCGAAUGGAAAAGAGACUAUUACAGAAGAGUUGACGGAGGAACCCGUCCAGGUCCCCAAGGGCGAAAAUGAAUCGAAGUACAGAAGAAGUCGUGUGGUGACAAUUGUGGUUGAGCCGAGUGGAAAGGAACACGUGACAGAACUAUUUAUUGAUGAACCAGAGACUCCCUCUCCGAUCGGGCAUGCGUCGAUUGCUACAUCUCCAAUGAGCCCUGCGCUAAUUGAGAAAGACCCGAGGGGGUCAAAAAUAGUCAAUGUAUCCCUUCAGCUUCAAGGCAAAACUAAUGAAAAGGGUCCGACGCCGCAGAUAAAGUCAACAGUGGUGAUGGAGAAAUCUACCACUCAUCCAACCCUUGAACUAACUAAACAAUGGAGCACAGUUGACAUACCAAGCCCAGAGUUGCUUGAAACACUCAUUCCCGUCGAAGAACUCAAAUCACUCGAUGACAUCUCAGUUUCUUCGUCUUUGGUUGAGUCGACUGACAUCAUUGUACCAGAGGACACAGUUUCAUCAGCUGCCUCGCCACUACCUACAGACGACGUCCUCCGAAAGGAUUCACACACACCACUGUCAGAGUUGGACAGUAACACAAAAACAUUCGAACACGGCUACGAGCCCGAGGACGCCACAACAAUGGACGAGUUUUCACUCAGCGAAGACUUCACUAGGCGGGGAAGAAAGAAAACGAAGAAACGACAAAAGCUGCCUGUGAACUGGUCUGACUCUGAAACCAAUGUGCCUCGGUCAAGCCCCGCGACCCCUUCAGCUGCCACUUGUGAAUCAGACCCGGAAAUCAAGCCGGCCGCAAUGACUGCUAUUGAAGCUUCAGUAGAAUCUGUGAGAAGUUCGGCUCAUACUAUACCGUCGUCCUCUCCAGAUGAUAUUGUCCGCGUUGUGGAGGAAAGUGUCAUAUCAAGUCCCUCAAGUGCAGAGGCAAGUGUUGGCCUUUCCGGUCAUAUUGCUAAGUCAAUUCCAGUUCUUGAGCGGGUGCCGACCCAAGAAGGUGGGGCCCAAACAUCUCAACCAGUAACUGCGCAAAUAGCAACAGAAGACCUGUGUGUUCAAACUGUGCAGGAACCAACAAUUGAGGAAUCGGUGCAAACAUCCCCACGUCAGCAAGAUGUUCCUCAGAGCCCAGUCAAAAAAGACCCGGGUCUAGAAGAAGCAUCGCAGACAAGCUCCCCCGAGCGUCCCAAACUGCUUUCAGCCCAGUCGCAGACCGUCAGCAUGGAAACAAAGGAUGAUGGAAUGCAGACCCUGUCUCCUGUCACUGAACCUCAAAGACCUACAUCAGAGCUGUCGGUUCAGACAGAGACGACUAAGCAAUCAGAAAGCAGUAUGCAAACAUCUAAGCCAUCGAGUCCGAAACAAACGUCUGUUCAAUCUGGUGAAGCCGGUGUUCAAACGCCAUUGCCUGAAAUUGACUCCCAGAGUGUGCAGACAGUAACACCUGGACCCUCGGUGGAAUCUAGUGUUCAAACCUACUAUGCAACAAACGAAGCAGGUCAACAAACCACGAGUCCGAUUCAAAUUAUUCAGAAAGAAGUGGCAACAUCUGUUGCGGGCAUACAGACAUCCCCAAUUCCUCUUGCAUCUGAUGAUGACCUUCUGUCGUCCUCUAGUUCAGAUCAGCCGAUUGAAGUUACAAUUAAAACAUCUGUCACAGUAUGCCCAGGGCCAGAUAAUGUCUCUGUGAGUAGCGUUACCCUUGGAAAAGACGACCUGAGAGAUUUAAAAUCCAAAGCGAAGCGUGGGUCUAAGGAUAAAAAUGUUGAGCCAGACGUGAAAACUUUGACUCAAAACUUCAUUGAAGGUGAGCGUCCUAUUCAGUCGCUUGAGACACCCCAGCCAGUAACAGGCCCAGCUUCGGAAAAUCGACUAAGCAAAACACUGAGACGUGUGAAAACAAGUUCUAACUAUCCAUCCAGACGGCCAAAUGUUCUUUACCUAGUAUCGGUUCAGGGUGAUCAACCGCUUGACCCUGCCAAGGAAGAAGAACGAGUAAAACGACUCAUUCGAGAUUUGCCAAAGACCAAAAAGGGCGAAAAGGAGGAGGCCGCAAUUUCAACCCUAGAAGGCGUAGCAACUUGGCUGCAGGCUAUUGAAUAUCAAAUUCUAAUGUUGAGAGAAAUUCACGCCAAGGAAGGCCCUUCUGUAGAGAGAGUUAAAGAGCUUGCAGCCUUAGAAGCCAUGGCAAACCGAGCCACAAAAGCUGGAAGAGACGUAAACUCACAUCUAGGCCCACAAAAUCAACUCACCCCUUAUGUGACGUCAUUGAUUGAACAAGGAUCAGACGUAGGAGAGCUUGCAAAGGAGACGAGAAAACAACAAGAAGAUGAUCUCCACAGAUGGAAUGAAUUUUUACACGACGUCGAUGUAGUGCAUGACCUAGUACUCGGUACAAGGGUGCAGUUGGAGGCUGUCGCUUCAUCUGAAGCGCCAGCGAGGGAACUGAUGGCCCGUAUCGACCAGAUCGACAGCGAAAAUGCAACUCACGCAUUAAGAGUGUCUCAACUGCUAAAAACCGCCCACGAACUCCUUCGAGACUUCCCUGGCCAUGACCUUCCCCCAGAAAUAUACCCCCUUCAAGAGAUCAUCAGACAGAGCCGGCAAGACAUUGGUGAAAACAGAGAGCGUCUCGAGCAAAGGAUAGCCUUAGUAGGAGAAUAUGUUGCAACGCUAGGCGAACUUGAACAAAUCACAGACGUUGCAGAGGCCCUCGUUUCUUCUCCAAUUGCUGUGAAGGAUCUUCAAAAUCUCCAAGAUGAGAUGCAAAAGCACCGCAAGUUCUUCGUGAACCUGAGCCACUGCCGCGGCCUGCUGGAGUCCCUGGAGGGCUCGCUCGACCCGGAGACUCGCACCGCCCACGCGGCCCUCCACGGGCGCCUGCACGCGAGGGCCUCCGCCAUCCUGGACGCGGCCUCGUCCCGCUCCCAGCAGAUGGCGCUGGCCGCCAGCCGGUGGACGCUGCUGGACGCGGGCGUGCGCGAGGAGAAGAAGUGGCUCCAGGUGGCCCGGGAGAGACAGCCGGACCUGAGCUCGGUCACCUGCAACGACUUUGACCAGUACAUCUCUCUUUACCAGUCCCUACAGUCAGACGUGGCUCUGCACCACGCCCGAAUACAACACCUGACCAACACGGCGCACCUGCUGCAAGCCAUGGUGAGCUGCGCUGGCCUCGAAGAGACUUACGACGAGUACCUGGAGACGGUCCUGCGCCUGCGGGACAACGUCAACGACAACGUGCACCGUCUCGAGGCCUUCCGCGAGUCUUGGAGAGCUUACAAAGUUCUGAUGGACCGCCUUGGUUGUUGGCUGUCGGAGGCUGAACUCGAGCUUGACGAAAUGGAAAAGAAGACGCCGACGGAGAACAUGCGGCGCUUCUGGGAACUUAAGGCCCAGGUCGAGCUGCACAGCCAGGUGCGGGCGGAGGCUAGCGCCCACCUAGAGACGGCCCUGCGCGUCAUCCCCGUCUCGGACGAGAUGCAGCGACGCGCCGCACACUCGGCGGUGGACGAGCGCUGGCGCAGGGUCGUGGCCCGGGCGGACGCCAUGCAAGAGUCGCUCACAUCCGAGCUCAGAGCGCAGGAUGUGCCUGUCGCCAACAAGCUGCGACUCCUUGAGCGGGAGCUGAUCGAGCUGGGCGCCGCACUCGACGACAUGCACGGCGUCAUCAAGACGCAAGAGGAGCUCAGCCUCUACGUCGAGCGCCUGCAGGUCAUGAGACAUCGCACGAUCCACAUUCAAGAAGACCUUAGCCGCCUGGGCUUGCUGCCCACGGCGGAGAGCGACCAGGUCGGCGCUCUGCUCGGCGGCGCGCGCGCCCUGGAGACGACGCUCUCCGAGGAGGCGGAGAACGCCGCGCUGCUGCUGGACAAGCUGCAGGCGCUCGACCGCGGCCUGGCCGCCGUGGCGCGCGAACACCGGCGCGACGAGGACGCGCUGCGCUGCUGCGAGGCCAGCGAGGGCGAGGACAGCCAGGUGGUGGAGCGGGCCGUGCUGGAGUGCGAGGCGGUGGGCCGCGACCUGCAGGACCAGUGGCAGGACCUCAUGGCGCUGCGCCAGGUGCUGCACUCGCUGCCCAUGAGCCUGCGCGUGUCGGUCUCCCCCGGACACCUGGAGCGGCGCAUCUCGGCCAGCCAGGACGCGCACGCCGGCCUGGAGGCCAAGUGCCAGGCGCUGCUGGGCUUGCUCGGCACGCGCCUGCAGCUGUGGAAGACGUUCGAGGACCGCCUGGAGGCCGUGCAGUCGACGGUGCAGGAGGCCGACUACAUGGUGGAGCUGCUCUCGGUCGGCACUUCGCUCGACCUGGACCGGCUGGUGACGGCCACCGAACGACUCGAGGCCGUGCGCUCGUCCCUGUCGGAGAGCGGGGACCUGGUGGGCUCGCUGGCCGCGGCGGCCGAGCCGCUGCGCGCCGUGUGCUGCCCGGAGGUGUCGGCGCGCGUGGACGCGGCGGUGCGCGAGGCGGGCGAGGCCUGGGACGGCGCCCAGGAGCAGGUGGCGCUGCUCACGGAGCGCUACGAGCGCGUCGUCGACCUCUGGAGGCGCUACCGCGACGCGGCCGACCAGCUGCGCGACUUCACCGACCACCUGCAGCUGCCUCCGGCCAACCUGCCCCCAGAGGAGCUGGCCAAAGCCGUCCAGGUGAGUCAAAACUACACACGAACUACGUUCUUACAGGAGGCAAUGCACAAAGAGGUGUCCAAGCCCCACCGAAAGAGCGAGAGCGAUGCGGAGGCGGGAGAACGGCUCGUGGCGCUGCGAGAACACCUGCUGCAGCUGGGUGCCACUGAGGGACAGCUGCAGGCGCUGCGGGACAACUCGGCCGAGCUGACCGACCACACACCACCCGCUACGCCGGACCCCGCCCGGGAGACGUCGGUCGUUGAGAUUCUCGAGCUGUGGCAACAGGUGUUCCGCGACACCUUCCAGCAGUACCGCAGCCUGUCGGCGCGCCUGGUGCGCUCCGAGGACGGCGUGGCGGCGCUGCGGCUGUGGCAGGAGUACCUGCUGAACCUGCAGGCCUUCCUGUCGGCCGGGCUGCCCGGCGACUACGACGCCCUCACCCAGCACCAACACCAGUGCGAGGUGCACGAGAACCUGCUGACGAGCCAGGCGUCCGUCCUGCUCGGCGGCGCCAACCUGGAGCGCGGCGACCCGGCCGUGGCGCAGCAGCUGCAGCAGCUGAACGCGCUGCACAACGACACCCUGGGCCGCAUCACGGAGCGGCACGAGGCGCUGCGCUACAUCUCGCUGCGCCGGCUGCCGCAGCUGGCGCAGCGCAUCGGCGAGGUGCUGGCCAAGGUGCCGUCCGGAGAGCAGCAGGCUGGCGAGCUGGCCGGCCUGCAGGGCCGCCUGCUGGCGGGCUGCGACGAGGCGCUCGCCACCUCGGUGCGCAUGGAGCACGCCGCCGUGGCGCAGCGCAUCAGCAACCUGCGCGCCGGCCUCGAGACGUGGCGCGACUUCCUCGUCAAGCUGCAGACCCUGGCGCAGGAGUUUGACGCGGGCGCGGAGGCCGCGGACGCGGAGCUGGGCGAAAGGCUGGGCGUCAGCGAGGAGAAGCUCAAGGAGGCUGUGAGCCCGACGGACCUGAAGGCGACGGCGCAGCGCGUUAGGCUGCUGUGGCAGAAGCACGCCGACCUAGAACACCGACUGCGCACCCGCGCACUCGCACUGCAGGAGGCGGACAGCGAGCGCCAACGCUACGUUCAGCGCGCGGACCGCUUCCUGCGCUGGGCCGGUGAGCAGGCGGCUCGCCUUGAGCGCCUGGACAGACCCGGAGGACAACUGGAACCCGACCUGGACAUGGCCAUGACGGACCCGGCCGAAGCACUGCGCCGCCUGGAGGCGGGCGUGAGCGCCGAGGUGGACGUGAAGCGGCGCGAAGCGGAGUGGCUGCUGCAGGCCGCCAAGGACCCCAAAGAGCAACAACCCAAGCCUGUGGCGGAGGCGCGCGCCCGCGUCCGGGACGUCUGGGAGCGCGUGCAGGGGCUGCUACGCGCUCGCACCGACAAGCUGCAGCGCGUCGUGGAGACGGCCGCGCAGCUCCAGCGGCGCCUGGACGAGCUUCGCGCGCGGCUGUACGCGCUGGAGAAGGAGCUCAAGAGGCCGCUGGAGCUGGACGCGCCCUCGCAGAAGGCCAUCAACAAGCGCCUCAAGGAGCACGAGGAGCUGCAGCGCCGCAUCGAGCACGAGGCCAAGGAGUUCGGCGACGUGAACCGGCUCUGCGACGUGGUCCGCGGCGACUGCGACGCCAACACGGCGGCGAGCGUCGUCAAGACCAUGGAGUCGGUGGAGGCGCGCUGGAAGAGCGUGUGCGCGCUGUCGGCCGAGCGCAAGCGCACCAUCAAGGACCUGUGGAAGCUGCUGCAGGAGCUGACGGAGCUGUGCGCCAACCAGCGCAAGUGGCUGACGGGCGCCGAGCGGACGGUACGGGAGGUGCGCGAGGCGGCCGACGGCCCUGUGGCGAAGCGCGACCUCGGCCGGCUGGUGCAGCGGCUGGACGCGCUGCUGCGCGAGGUGGCGAGCCGGCGCAACAGCCUGAACGUGGUGGAGACCUCGUACGGCCGGCUCUCGCGCGAGCUCACCAACUGCCCCUCGCUGCUGGGCGAGUCGCGCGCCCUGGCGGAGCGCUGGGCCGCCGUCGGGCCGCAGGCGCAGGAGCUGCGCCAGUUCCUGCUGACGCUGUCCGCCUCGCACGACAAGUUCGAGGCGGCGCACCGCGAGGCCGUGCUCGUGCUGACCCAACUCGACGCGCGCCUGUCGCAGCUGCAGCUGCAGGAGCCGGCAACUCGAGACCCGAGGCAGCUGCAGGCGUUGACCCAAGACCUGGAGAGCCGCAGCGCCCUGCUCACCACCGCUGACCAGCUAGGCCUAGAGCUGAUGCGCGCCGCGCCUCAAGACGAGGUGGAGCGACUGCAGGCCCUGGUGGAUGAGUACCAGGGCCUCUGGAGAGACAUUCGCGAGCGGCUGGAGACGCUGGCCCAGCAGCAGGUGGACCAGGGCGUGCAGGUCACCACGCUGCGCUUCGAGACGGAGGCGGCCGUGCAGGUGGACACGCUGCCCAAGCGGCUGACGGCGCGCGACGGCUACCUCCACGAGUUGCAGUCGGGCCUGCGCGAACUGCGCGCCACCACCGACCGCCUGGAGGACCUGCUGGUGCAGGGCCAGGGCCAGAGCGGGCAGCCGCACGACGCGUCGCUCGCCUCGUCGCGCGCCCUCGGCAAGGCCACGGCGGCGUGCGAGGCCUCGCACGAGCUGGUGCGCCACCUGCACACGCUGCUGGUCCAGCAGUGCAGCAUGACGCCCGCCGAGGCCAUGGCCGACGACGUGGCCGUACUCGAGGAGCGCUUCCUCACGCUGCGAGAGCAGGCGCGCCAGCGCGAGAGGGACAUCCGCGAACUGAGGUCCUCCUAUAUCAGAGACUACGCUUUAUACUGUUCUCAUGGUAAGCUGACCUGUCCUCUGUGCUCUCGAAGAAACUGGCAGCAGUUAGAUAACGAUCUCUGGAGGCUUGAGAAAUGGCUCGAACAUGCAGAGGCAGAACAGUCCGUACAGACGACUCCCCCCUCUAGCAUAGAGCAGCUGGAGGACAUAAUACAGGAGCAGAGAGAGUUCCUUCUCAACCUGGACAGUCACCGUUCAAUAGUCAAAUCCCUGAACAUUGUCGGAGUACACCUUGCCGAUCAUACUGAUGACGAAGAUCGAGCUCGCGAACUGCGAGCUCGCCUGGCCAGCGCCAACACCCGCUGGGAGGCUGUCUGCAGGGCUGCAGGAGUGUGGCAGACUAGAUUGCAGACAGCUUUAAUGGAGAACGAUGAAUUUCAUCAAAUGCUUGAAGAGCAAACCAGGUGGUUGAUCACCACGGAGGAAAAUAUUCAGAGUACUGAACCAGUUGAUGUUACAGAAGACUUAGUGGUGAUUGAAGCAAAAUACUUGAAAUUUAGGGACCUUCACGCUGAACUGGAACGCUAUGAACCACGUGUCAUGUCACUGCAAGAGGCUGCUGACAGUCUUUUGCGUCACACUGACGCACCAGUGGGAGCUGGCUCCACCCUUCAGAGACUAACAGAUCUCCGCCUUCGACUGCAAUCUUUGAGAAGACUUACUGCAUUGUACUGUGUGAAGCUGGGUGCUGUCCUUGGUCGCUCACCUGACGAGCUGGAUGGGUCUGCUAGGGUAGCAUCAUUAGCCAGCUUAAGCAGUGAGCUUCUGGACCAAGCCAGUGGAGGCCAGCUUCAAGCUUCAACACAUUCCAUCCAGGCAAAUUUGAAAUUUACUUUAAAAUUCCAAGGAUGUGCUGACAAUGGCUUGGGCGGCGACGCCGUCGACACCAGAGUCCUAACAAGGGGCUACAGGUUCCUCGGCCGCGUACUGCGAGCGUCGUUGCCCAUCCAAGCCCUCAUGCUGCUCCUUCUGGGCGUGGCUUCCCUCAUGCCCGCCGAUCAGGACUACUCCUGCGUCCUAUCCAACAACUUCGCACGCAGUUUCGAACCCAUGUUGAGGCCAACAAUUUCAAACACUGAAAUGUUCUUGGAAACCAGGGAGUGGAACACUUGGUUUCUGAAAACAUUUGAUUUGACAAAUGCAUUAUUGCCAAAAGUUGCUUGUAUAAGUGGGGGAGUGGAACACCCCACGUACCAUGAGAUCAAGAUUGAAAGCAUAUUAACUAACAUAUGUCUAAAUUUUAAGAAUGGUGCAGUUUUGUAA